AAAUUAAAUCAAAGAAGAAAAAUGGAGGAAGAAGAGCCAUUUCCUUCGUCUUUGUCUUCUUCUUUCAUUCUCAAAGACAUCUCCAAUUUCAAAACCCCAAAACGCCCUUCCAAGCCGUGCACUCAGUUCUUCACUGCUUCCACUGAAACUCGGAGGCCAUCUUCGUCGUUUUGCUACCGCUCCCGGCCUUCCCUUGUCCCUUCCUCUUCCCGAUCCAAAGCCAAAUCAGUCGCUAAGCUCAAAGCUUACCAGCUGGAGCAAUCUCAGUCCGCUUGCAAAGAGCAACUAAAGAAAGACCAAUCGCUUAGGUCCCUUUCUAAAGCCCUCACCGUUUGGCUCAAUUUCCUCUUUCGGAACCCGGAGGCUUGUGGUUGUGAUCUCUCCAUUAAUGGCUGCGGUGAGAGUAAUAUUGUGCAAGUGGACAGUGCCUGGAGAAGCCCGAAAAGGAUGAGAGAGUUGUCGUGGAGAGGGGAGGGAUCUGAAAAUGUCGCUGCGGAUAUUUUGACCUCAAAGUAUUUAAAUUUGAGGGCUUCGUUGAAGGAUGUUUGUAGCUUUGAUGAUUUGAAGCAGCGGAUGCAGAUGUAUUUGAGUUUGGCGAGUUGCAAAGAGGUUUUCAAUGUCAUGACUCGAGUCGCUAAGAAUAUAGAUGAAGGGAGGUUAAAGAUGAAAGCGAGUUGUCCUAUAGUUACAGAUGUUGGAAUGAAGGAAAAGGCUUCUAAAAUUCUAUUGUCUUACAAUCCAAUUUGGUUUCGAAUUGGGUUGUAUAUUAUUUUUGGUGGCGAUUCCUUGAUAUCAUCUGAGGGAGAUUUUAGUUCUGUGAAAGAUAUCUCGUUUUUAAAGAUGAUAAUAGAAAAACAAUUCUUCUCGCACACUGGGCUUGCAAAGGCUUAUGCUUAUAACAAGAAGGUGGAUGGUUUGUACAGGCCGGGAUACUAUGAGAAUUUGGGAAAUAUUAUAUUGAAGAGGAUAUUGCUGCUUGUUCUUAUCCUUGAUCGAGCUAAAUCUCAGACCCGUCUUCCUCUUAAUUAUGGAAUUGAUGGAGUGGAUGGAGGUUCUCCUCUUCUGUUCACGGUUUCAUCUGGUAUAAAAUCAAGUCCUCAAGUCCUUAAUGAUUUCUUAUCAUCUGAUGUUAUGCAUGGGGAAGGUAAUCUUCUUGCACAUCUAGUGAUUGUAGGGUACAAAGUUUCUCAUCUGCAGUCUGCCCUUGUUGAGUUUGACUUCCAAGUAUCAGAUUUAUUCUUGGAUCUUCAAGAUGGUGUGCGGCUCUGUAGAGUUAUUCAGCUUUUGCAACAUAAUCAGUCAAUCCUCAUGAAAAUAGUGGUUCCUUCAGACACUCACAAAAAGAAUUUGGCAAAUUGUGGUGUUGCCCUGCAAUAUUUGAGAGAAGCUGGUGUCAUGCUAUGUGAUGAAGAUGGAUUGAAGAUUACUAGAGAUGAUAUUGCUGACAGAGAUAAGGAACUUACUCUGUCCUUGCUCUGGAGUAUAUUUGUUCGUUUACAGUUGCCACUUCUGAUUGACAAAACAACCAUUGGUGGGGAAAUAUCCAACAUCCGUGGCUUUAAAAUGGAUAACUUGAAUGUAACCAAUUCUUCAAAUUUGGGAAUGCUUUUAAACUGGAUCCAGGCAAUUGGCGAAAAUUAUGGUCUUAGGAUUGAAAGCUUUUCUUCACUGGUCAAUGGAAAAGCCGUAUGGUGCGUGCUUGAUUAUUACAUCCGCAAAGAACUUUCUUGUUUGAACAAGGUGAAUUCUCAAGAAACAAGAGGUGAGGAAUCAAUCAUGUCUGCUUCCGAUUACACAGAUGCAGUUCACAAUUUUGUAUUAUCACAGAAACUGACAGCAUUACUCGGAAACUUUCCUGAGGUUCUGCAAAUAAGUGACUUACUUGAGCAUAAUGGUGCAGUUAGUGACAAGAGUGUGGUAGUUUUGCUGGUUUUCCUUUUGUCCCGGCUUGUUGUCAAGAAAAAUGUGGAUCAGUUGAAUUUCCAUAAACUAUUGGGUUGUAGUUGCCAAAACCUAGAGAGGAGGCAUUCACUAACUCAAAGGCGGUUGGCAAGUUCUGAAGGCGUUGUGCAAAAGAAAGAAAGAGACUUAGAUAUCACCGAAGAUGCUUCCAAAAAGUUCGAGGUCAUUCUGGCUUGGUGGCAAGAUAUGACAGAACAAAACUACAGUAGUGUUGUAAAACCUGCUGCUUCUACUUCAUCUUUCUUCCCAGAGAUUGCUGCAAUAGUCAUACAGUCUCAUUUCAGGAGUUUCAUAUUGCGUCGUAAUUUUCUGAAGAAGAUAAAAGCUAUUGGUUUAAUCCAAACUGUUAUGCGUGCAUGGUUGAUUGUGAAGAAAAAUUCACAGCUCAACAAAUUCACUUUUAACAGAGAUCAGGAAUUUCCAUCUGAACUCGAGAGGCUUGUCAAGUUUAUUGCUGAGAGACAUAGUUUUGUUAAUUUAAGAAGAUCAGUGUUGCUCAUACAGCGUUCUGCAAGGAGUUGGAUAGCUCAAAGGCCUGAUACUUCCUGUCCAGACCUAGUUAAGGCUGCCAUUGCAAUCACGAAAUGUUUCCGUGGUAGGGUGGUCAGAUCUAUUCAGAUUAUUGAGAAUGAUUCUCUUAAAGGCCAGGAGAAGGGUCUAAGAAACUGCGAAACAGAAGCGGCAACCAGGAUUCAGAUUGCAUGGAAGAAUUUUGUUUGUAGAUAUCUACACAAACAGACUUCUGCUGCUACUAAAAUUCAGAGCCAUUUCAGGGGCUGGCUUUUAAGGAGAAGUUUUAUGAAGCAGAAGCAGGCAAUAAUAAGAAUUCAAAGUAAUUUUCGACUACUGAAAUCUUGGUGGGCCUUUCAGAUUGCUCAGAAGGAAUUUGUCCGUAAAUCUCUCCAGAAUCAGAUAUUUGCAGCAACUAAAAUUCAGAGCCAUUACCGGGAACUGAAAUGUUGGAGGGCCUUCCAGGUUGCUCAGAAGGAAUUUGCCCAUAGAUUCCUCCAAAAUCAGACAUUUGCUGCAACAAAAAUUCAGAGUCAUUUCCGUGGUUGGCAAUUAAGGAGGAGUUUUAUCAAGCAGAAGCAAGCAAUAAUAACCAUUCAAAGUAAUUUUAGACGGCUAAAAUGUUUGAGUGCUUUUCAGCGAUAUAAAAUUGCUGCCAGAUCGGCAAUCAACAUUCAAUCUUGUGUUCGUGGAUGGAUAGCUCGGAGAAAAUCUUGGAAACAAAGAUAUCUUAUUGUUGUAAUCCAAAGACAUUACCGUGGUUGGCUUGUAAGGAAGGAGCUUUUGCUGCAAAUGGAUGCUGUAAUAAAGAUCCAGAGAGCGAUACGGUGCGUAUUAUGUCAGAAGGCGUUUCAUUUUCAGAAAUUGGCUGCUAUCGAGAUUCAAAGUUUUAUCAGGGGGCAAAUUUCUCGAAAUAGGCUUUUUGGAGCAUCUUCCUUUCAUGCAGCUACUGCUGGCAGUUACAAUUUUAAGAUGUCAGAAGGCUUCUUCCAGAGUUUAGAAUUAAAAUUAUUGAUUACAUCACUUAUGAAAUUGCAAAGGUGGUGGAGAGGUGUUUUGUUACUCAAGUUAAGAACAAAAUCAGCAAUCAUUAUUCAGAGUCAUGCAAGGGGAUGGACUGCUAAGCAAAAAGCUCAUAGAGAGAGGCGUUGUAUUGUUGAAAUACAAAGACAUUGCCGUGGUUGGCUUGUAAGGAAGGAACUGUUGUCGGAAAGGGAUGCAGCAAUAAAGAUCCAAAGAGCAAUACGGUGCGUAUUAUGUCAGAAGACAUUUCAUUUUCAGAAAUUGGCUGCUAUCGAGAUCCAAAGGGUUAUCAGGGGGCAAAAUUCUCGAAAUAGGCUUUUUGGAGCAUCUUCCUUUCAUGCAGCUACUGCUGGCGGUUACAAUUUUAAGAUGUCAGAAGGCUUCUUCCAGAGUUUAGAAUUAAAAUUAUUGAUUACUUCACUUAUGAAACUGCAAAGGUGGUGGAGAGGUGUUUUGUUACUCAAGUUAAGAACAAAAUCAGCAAUCAUUAUUCAGAGUCAUGCAAGGGGAUGGACUGCUAAGCAAAAAGCUCAUAGAGAGAGGCGUUGUAUUGUUGUAAUACAAAGACAUUGCCGUGGUUGGCUUGUAAGGAAGGAGCUGUUGUCGGAAAGGGAUGCUGCAAUAAAGAUCCAAAGAGCAAUACGGUGCGUAUUAUGUCCGAAGGCAUUUCAUUUUCAGAAACUGGCUGCUAUCGAGAUCCAAAGGGUUAUCAGGGGGCAAAUUUCUCGAAAUAGGCUUUUAGGAGCAUCUUCCUUUCAUGCACCUACUGCUGGAUGUUACAAUUGUAAGAUGUCAGAAGGCUUCUUCAGAAGUUUUGAAUUAAACUUAGUGAUUACUUCACUUGUGAAACUGCAAAGGUGGUGGAAAGGUGUUAUGUUACUUAAAUUAAGAACAAAAUCAUCAAUCGUUAUUCAGAGUCAUGCAAGGGGGUGGAUUGCUAAGCAAAAAGCUCAUAGAGAGAGGCAAUGUAUUGAUGUAAUACAAAGACAUUGCCGUGGUUGGCUUGUACGGAAGGUGUUGUUGAAAAGGGAUGCUGCAAUUAAGAUCCAAAAAGCAAUAUGGCGCCUAAUAUGUCAGAAGGCAUUUCACUUGCAGAAACUGGCAGCUAUCGAAAUUCAAAGGGUUAUUCGAGGGCAAAUUGCUCGAAGCAGGCUUUUAGGAGCGUCUUCCUUUCAAGCAGCUACUGCUGCUGAUUGCACUUGUAAGAUGUCAGAAGGCUUCUUCCAGAGUGUUGAAUUAACAAUAUUGAUUACUUCAGUUCUGAAACUGCAAAGGUGGUGGAGAGGUGUGCUGUUACUUAAAUUAAGAACAAAAUCGACAAUCAUUAUUCAGAGUUACGCACGGAGAUGGAUUGGCAGGCGAAAAGCAUACAGGGAGAGGACUAGUAUUAUUGUAAUACAAUCAUAUUGGAAAGGUUAUGUUGCUCGAAAAGAAUCUAGAGAGCAGCUAUUGGAUUUGCACUUGAGAAUGCGGAAGUCUGCUAUGAAUGUGGAUGAUAGCAGACGUCUAAUUAACCGGCUUUUGUCGGCACUUUCGGAACUAAUCAGCAUGAAAAGCAUCAGAGGCAUUCUUCACAACUGUGAGACCUUGGAUAUGGCUACAGCUCAUUCUCUGAAAUGUUGCGAAGAACUCGUUGCUGCCGGUGCAAUCGGCAUUCUGCUGAAGCUAAUUUGGUCAGCCAGUCGCAGCAUACCUGAUCAGGAGGUUCUAAAGCACGCACUGUCGACGCUCAGAAACCUUGUCCGCUAUCCGCAUUUGACCCAAGUGUUAAUCGAAACUCCUCGAUCAGUAGAGAUAUUCUUGUGGGAGUUGCACAGGAACAAGGAAGAAGGAUACUUUAUUGCUUCUGAAAUACUGAAGAAGAUAUGUUCAAAUCAGAAUGGUCUGAAAGCUGUACACAAGUUUCCUGCUCUCUUGAAGAGACUACACAAUCUUGUUGAAGAACUCGCAAGGAAAGCAAACAUCGACAAAAGAAAUCCCCGUGGUGUUGGUGCAAGAGACAACACAGAUAGAAGAUUGAAGGAAGGUGUUGAACUUCUCGAACUGUUAACAAAUGAUUAAAAGCCAGCGAAUAGUCAAUCGGUUUGCUCACACUUUCCAUUGAUUUAGUGUUGCAUGAUAUGUGUACCUUUUGCCCCCCAUUUGC
Molecule: messenger RNA, 5641 nt
Organism: Hibiscus syriacus
Lineage: Eukaryota; Viridiplantae; Streptophyta; Magnoliopsida; Malvales; Malvaceae
Product: abnormal spindle-like microcephaly-associated protein homolog
Exons: 27
Coding region: 22-5556 (1844 amino acids)
Biological process (GO): spindle organization; establishment of meiotic spindle localization; mitotic cell cycle
Cellular component (GO): spindle pole
Molecular function (GO): protein binding
Source: RefSeq, a predicted model, not a curated record